Argiope bruennichi is the source of this 4694-nucleotide messenger RNA. RefSeq lists its product as uncharacterized. Lineage: Eukaryota; Metazoa; Arthropoda; Arachnida; Araneae; Araneidae. The transcript is spliced from 6 exons. The coding region runs from base 268 to 1800 and encodes 510 amino acids. The record is from RefSeq and is a predicted model, not a curated record.
ACAUCAUUUUAUUUUCAUUCGUUAUUUAUGUCAGUUCAUUUUAUGAUUAUUAAUGCGUCUUUGCGUCAAAUUGUUUUGUAUAGUUAGCAUCAUCUCUAUUGUUUAUUUUUGUAAAGGAGUUAGUACAAAUCUGUGUACUGAAGUGCAUGUAUGAACUGUGGAAAUGUUAGAUUUGUCACUUCUCCAUCUUCUUACUGCUAUAGAUUGGUAAGCUCUUUUAGAAUGAUUUGUCCUAUGUUUUGGUUUGGUGAUUAAGAGACAAAUAAAAUGAACUCUUGUGGAGAUGAUCUUUUAGAUUUGGAUUUUGAUCCUGAUGUUUUAAUACAACUUUUAGGUAAAUUAAGUUUAGAAAACAUUCCAAGUGAUAUCUCGGACACUUUAUCUUCCCUGGAGAAUCGGACUGAUGAAAAUGAAUGCAAAAAUGGUGCUAAUGCACAAAACUGCAUCUUUAGUUUAAAUGGAGAAAACUGUCAAAUUGAAUCUGUUUCGAAAAAACAAGAUAGUGAUGUGUUACAAGGUGCUACUGCCUCUCCAAAUUUACAUGAGGACGAUAAAAGUAAUUUUUUACCUGUCCUUGGCUUAGUAUCUGAUAUUUCUGAAGCUUUAUGUGAACACAAAAGAACUGAAUCGUUACUUCAGUGCACAGCAUCUGAUAAUCUUAAUAGUUUACCAAAUAAUUUAGAACACAAAGAAAAUCAAAAUUCAUCAUCUGACUUGUCUGAUGAUUGUUCAGCUGCAGUUCAGCAGCAAAAUAAAAUUAAAAAGGACUUAAAAACGUCAAGUUAUGAAGUAGAUGAUUAUAAGCAAAAUGUACCUCCAUGGUUUUCUUUAGAUUCUGUAGCUAGUAAAUCAUUCAGCUAUUAUCCUUUGUUUAGAGAGCAAGGAAAAGUUUUUGAUAUUCAGUUGGGUGAUAUUAAUAAUAUUAAAUCUGAAUUGGACAAGUUACCAUUUCUUACCUCUGAUAAUUAUCAGAAGUCCACACAUAGUGAUGUUGCUUUUAAUCAAGAAUGUGACAGCAAUGACUCUUCUUAUGAUUCUUUAAUCCUUCCAAAGCAGAAUUUUGAAUCUGCAAGUAAAUCACCUACCAGUCUAGACAGUGGUUACGACACAUCUAGUACUAUAUCUCCUUCUCCUCCUCUUCUUGUAAAUACUAAAACCUCUGACUCACCUGAGCAUUUUGAUGAAACUUCUGAUGAGGAACUAGAAAAUAUCGUUGCUACUAUAGUUGAAGUUGAAAAUUCUUUAUUGCUUUUAGAAGCUUCUCCUAGUAGUGCAAAUGUUCCUGUGCUUAAAGAUGCAAAAAAUGAGGAAGAUCACAAGGAAAGACUUUUAAAUUUUCUCAAGGAACCUGCUUCAGUGGAUUCAGUACAAGUAUCUGUUAUUGUGUCCAGUGAUGAAAAUUCUAGUCCUUUAGGGACUUUUGAAGAAAGCUUUCAUCGGAAAGUUGCAAGUGCUUUAAAUUUAAAUACUACCAAAAGAUCUCCACAUUCAUCUAGGAAAUCUCCACUGAAAGCUAAAGAUAGGAUAUUAGGUUAUGAACUUAAGUAUGUUUCAAAAAAUGAUAACGGGCAUCUAGUUGUUUUUACGAAAGGAAAACAUUUUGAACGAAAUAAGAUUCUAAAACAGAUUCAAGAUGAUGAAAGAAGAAAUCAGAAGAAAAUAAAAUUCAUACAAAUUAUCGACAAAAGGAUUAAACGAACGGCAACUGAUGAUCGGGAAAACAACAAGAAGAGGCGGAGACUUCUCUCAAAUAAAGAAGAAAUUCAACUCAAGGAUGUAUGUUUGAAAUGUGAACAUUAAAAUUUUAUUAUCACCCUGAGAAAUAAAUUGGCUUUUUAUAUUGAUUUUCAUCUGUGGAAUAAAUUUUAAGAACAUGGAAUUCACAAGAUGCACGAUUUCCUUUAUUUAUUUCAUUUUGGAAGGAUUUCCUGAAAGGCCUUCCAGAGUUAUCUACUUAAGUUUGCUGUUGUUUAUUCCACUGUGAUUGUGAUUUUGCAUUUUAUCAUUAGCAAAUUUGUUUACAGGGUGCAAAUUUCAUAUACAUGCUGAAAAGAAAAGCUGUCACAUUUCAUCUUUUUUGUUCAAAUAUGAAGAUCUCAUUACAGUAUUAGAAAAUUAUUUCAAGUAUUUGUUAUGAGUUUGUGUUAUUGAUGCGAAUGCAUUUGAACUUAUAUAUAUAUUCAUUUGUGACUUUUUUAUGUUGUUGCCAUUAUUCCAAAGCAUAUAAUUAUAUUUAAACUGAAAAAGUUUUGUUCCAAAUCUCUUAAAAACAAAGUUUUUUUCAGUUAGUAAAUUCCCUGUUAUGUGAUGGGGGGGGGGAGGAGAUGUGAACACAAAUUUAUCAUUCAGCAUUUUAUUUGUUUGUUUGAUUUGUUUUUUAAGCUGUUUUCUUUGUAUGAAUUUUUGAUGCCUGUAAGUGUUAAUUGUUGAACAAUGAUGAACAUAAAAUCAGUGUAACCUGAUGUGAACCACAUGUACAAAAUUAUCAUAUUUCAAUAAAAUACAAAUAUUUAAAUUAAUAGUUAUCAUUGUUUUUACCUCAGAUAAUUGAACAGUUAAAGAUUAGAAGUUUUUAAAGAAUAAUCAAAAAAGGUGUAUAUAAGGGAAUGUUUUUUGCUAUGAAUUCAUGUUGUUGUUUUGCUAUUCAAUUUAUGAGCUUUCAUUUAAUUUUGGUUUAUUAAAAACUAAUUUAAUAUCUCUGAAAAAGUUGGAGGCAUUGAAAUAUUUAAUGUAUGCAAAAAAAGAAAUUCUAGUGUAUAAAAUAUAAAAAUGAUGUAGCAUAAUGAAUUAACAGAAAUAUUAUAUUUUUUAUUUUUACUCACUCCCCCAAAUUAUCCUAAUCAUAAUCAUUUUAUGCAUUGUAUCCUUUAUAUUUCAUUGUAUAAAGUUGCACUGAACUCAUUCAGUGGUAUUUUGGCAUGGAUUUUGAUCUAUUUGUCGGGAUGUCAAAACCAUUGGUCAUUCACUUCUGUUAGAAAAUAAUUAUAGUUUAAGAAGCCCAGCUUUUUCUUCCUCUCUAAAAAUAAGUAAAAUAUUUAAUCAAUAAAUGGAUAUAAUUUUUUAUCCUGCUAAAGAAUUAAUUAAACGUAUUGCCCCCCCCCCCUUUUUUUUUAACUUUUAUGAUGUUUAGAAGUUAAAAAAUGUUUUGAGUUCAAGUACUUCUUUAAUACCAUAUAUUUCGACAUUCUAUCAAGUUUAGUAUUCCUAAGUUUAUGUGAAAAAAGAUUUGAAAUGAAAUCUUGAUCACCACAAUAUUCAUAAUAGUUUAAACUACUUUUGAAUUGAGCUUCAUAUUUAACUGAUGAUAUUCCUUGAUAGAUAAUGGUUUCCAUCUAUACCCAUUGGAAUUAUUUAAUUAAUUGAAAUUAAUUAUAGUUUUGCCAUUUUGAAAUAUUUUUUAUAAAUAUAUAUAUUUUUUUGAAAUUUUUACCAACCUCAAAUGGAUGAUAUAGCAUAAGUUUUUUAUAGAGAAUCCUUUUAGCUUAUUUUUUCAUAAUAACAAGAAAGAAAGAAAAAAGUCUUUGUGAUUUAAAACAUUUUUUUUAAAUUUCAUAUAAAAAUAUAUUGAACAUAAUUUUAUGUAUAUAUUUUUGUUAGACAAAUUAUCUGACAUAAUAAAGGAUUUUUGUAUACAUAUUUGUUUCCCUGUUAGAAAAUGAAUUGCAAGUGUAUAUAGCCAAAAAAUAAGGGGUUCAACCCUAUCAUGAUUCAAAAGUAUAAGUUUUCUCAAUAAUUAUAAAUUUAUAAUAUCAGAAUUUAAAUCACUAUCUCAUUAUUUCUCACUAUCAGUAGCUCAUUAUUUACUAUUUUAUUUUUGUUAAAGUGACUUUUUAAAAUUAUAAAUAAGGCAUAUUAAUUAUAGAAAUAGUUAUUACUGACAGGAAAAUUCAUGUUAUGAGAGAAUAGUAAGUUGCAUUCUGUGAUAUAAAUAUGAUCAUGACUAUCGUGUUUCAAAUUGCUGUAAUCAUUUGAUGUAUAUGCAUACUUAACUUGAGCUAUUAAAAGUUCAUGAAGGAAAUAUAAUGCAUUUUUUGCUAAUUUUAAUUUAACCAAUUAGUUAUUAAUUAGUCUUUUUUGUAUACAUUUGUUACUUAAAAUAAACAUUUCAAAUUUUUUUCAUUCAUGUUAUGAAAUUGCACAUUUAUAUAUAUACACUCACACACAUAUUUACAAAACCAUGUUUAAAAAAUAUGAUUAUAUUUCGUGGACUUCUAGGAAAAUUCGAAAAAUUCACUUUAAAUUGCAAGCUUAUAUUUUAACACAAUAAUGAAUUAUGCUUCAGACAAAUGAAUAAAAUUACACAAGAUUGGCAGUGCUACAACGAUGAAAUUUUAUUUAAAUAUAUGCAUUAUUUUAUUGAAUUUCUUAUGCUUUGGAAUAAACUGUUUAAAGUCACAAUUCUACUCUCACUGCCGUAGUUGUAAUGUUUAUGCCUAUAAUGGCUACCAAAUAUCUUUGCAUUAAGCUGCCAUUGUAAAAGAAAGUAUGUAAAAGAUAUUUUUAGCACAUGUUAUAUGAAGAAUAUUAAAAUAUUUUAUAUUAUCCUGUUCUUCAGUCUCUUCUCUGUGCUUUGAAAUCAUGUAAAUAUUGACAUGUACAUGCCAAAUAUCAUUAGCCAUACUUUUAUAUCAUGUUGCUUUGUUUGAAAGCAUUCUGAUUGAGGUCUGUUUUAAUAAAACUAUAUUUCUAUAUUA